Musca domestica (house fly) is the source of this 2109-nucleotide messenger RNA. Its product is annotated as molybdopterin synthase catalytic subunit. The record is from RefSeq and is a predicted model, not a curated record. The coding region runs from base 198 to 1367 and encodes 389 amino acids. Gene Ontology annotation, cellular component: cytosol. NCBI's taxonomy places the organism in Eukaryota, Metazoa, Arthropoda, Insecta, Diptera, Muscidae. Gene Ontology annotation, biological process: Mo-molybdopterin cofactor biosynthetic process. The transcript is spliced from 2 exons.
CUAGUUCACAUACUACAUUUUAGUGAAUAAUGCAAAUUAUUGAACUGUUCGAUCCAUUAUUAAAUAAAAAUCGGUGUUUCAGGGAAUCAUUCAGAUCAGCUACCUGUGAAUUCCUUCAUUUUAGAUAAUCUUUUUUCUUCCAUAUUUAAGAGAAAUAACUGUUUGCCGAACACGUGUCAUUGGUAUUCUUGAUAAAUAUGAAUUACCUCUUACUUACCCGGGAAUCCUUGGAUAUAGGUUCCAUUACAGACUUGGCUUCUUCUGAUGCCUGUGGAACUACCUCGUUAUUUGUUGGUACCACGCGCAGUUCAUUAGGUGGCAAAAAAUUACUAUCUUUGGAAUUUGGAGCAUGUGAAUCUAUGGCCGAAAGGGAAAUGGAAAAUAUAUGUGGAGAAUUACGAUUUCGUUGGUCCGAUAUAUGCAACAUAGUAAUAUAUCAUCGUAUUGGUCUGGUGCCAAUAGGUGAGGCUAAUGUUGUUAUAGCAAUUUCGUCAACGCAUACAAAAUCAUCUCUAGACGCUAUAGCCGUCGUAAUCGAUGAACUGAAGAGACGUGUACCAAUAUGGAGAAAAGAAAAAUAUGAAGGAGACGAAUUUACAAUGUGUGUUGAAUCUAUCGAAGCAGAAACAUUCGAUGAAAAGUUGUGUGACAUACAAGAACAUGUUUUGCCUUCGAAAUUUGUGCAAAUUUCCGCAAGUGAAACGGAAAUCAAUAGGCGAAUACAAAGCUUUAUUGAACGCAAACGUGAAGAAAUUGAUAUCAAUAACAUUGUUGAUUAUAUAAAUCCCAAUUAUACAGCUGAAAAUCCCAACGAAGAAACAUCGUCAUGUGCUCGCAUUAGCGGUACUGUAAUAAAACAGGAAAAUUCCAAAUGUCAUUUAAAAGUUCGCCAAAUAGAAAAUAAAAUGGGACCACAAGUACUACAGGAUUAUUUAGAAACAUUAGAUUCUUUAAUGGAUUCGAAGCAAAAUCAGAAAAUCAAACAAGAAAAGAAGGAAUCACCAACAAAUACGUUGUCAACAAAGCCAUUCCAAUACGCUCUGCUGGAGAGAACACGAGACAUUGAAGAAUAUUUAAAUCUAAACAAUGCGGAACAGAAAACUAUUCACCAGCGUUUGAAAAAUAUGGAAGAUCGUAUAUUAUUCUUAGAAUCCAUAUCUCCAGAAUAUUACCAUAAUCUUUUUGAUAAAUCACAAAAUAAAAUUAGUAUUAAUGAAAACAUUUCUGUGAGUUCCACGGAUAUGUAUAAUACAACAAAUGGUUCUUCUAUAAAACCCACAUCAGCCAAUGCCAAGAAAGUCUGUCGUAAAGUAUAUGCUGUGGAAGAUAUAGAUCGUAUAAUUGAAGCUGAGUCACAGCAUAUUUAGAUAAAAUUAUAAUGAUAUUUUAUAUAAUGUUGUAAAAUAGUUAUUUAUCUUGUUAAGUCUAAAUAUACGUUCAAAUGUAGUAGAACACCUACGUAGUCAAAUUCAAUCCGAUCAAGUAAAGAUUGUUCAAUUAAUUUCAGUACACAAAGUAGUAAAAUAAAUUAUCGUAUAAUCCGAAAACAUGAUUAUACGAAGUUAUAACCAUAAAAUUUGUUAGGACCGGUAUAUGACGGAAUUCGAUUGCUAUAGUUUAAGAGCAAAUUUGCUCUAUGAUGGAAUUAAGAUUAUGAGUUAAUAUUCAACCAUUACAACAUAUGUAUGGACAAAAAUUAGACUUUGUAGCGAAAUAAAUAGUUUUGAUAACAGUUUUACCUUCUCUUGUUGUACCAUGGUAGCAUAGCAAGUUUUUAGUAACAUUCUGUCGUUUUGGACAGAUCCAGAAAUUUCGAUCACCUUUCGGUCUAUAUAAAAUUUAAAUAAAUGAGAUUAAAUUUUUGCAUCUAAAUUUGGAAAUGACACUAAGCGGGCAUAGACAAAGGGCUGUAAAGUAGUUUUACAAACCAUUUUUACGUAUAUAUUGGACCAUGGAUAAAACGAAUGAAAAAGAGAAUUGCUUUGCUCAGAAAGUACGGAACUGAAAUACUAAUAAAAAUCUCAAAAUUAGAUGGCAAUCCUUUAAAAUCCAGAUAAAAACCAAUCAGAAACUACUAGCAUAGACAAAUAAAGAUAUAGACAACGAAAA